Apiotrichum porosum is the source of this 1710-nucleotide messenger RNA. RefSeq lists its product as uncharacterized. The transcript is spliced from 4 exons. The coding region runs from base 1 to 1710 and encodes 569 amino acids. The record is from RefSeq and is a predicted model, not a curated record. Gene Ontology annotation, molecular function: monooxygenase activity; heme binding; oxidoreductase activity, acting on paired donors, with incorporation or reduction of molecular oxygen. Lineage: Eukaryota; Fungi; Basidiomycota; Tremellomycetes; Trichosporonales; Trichosporonaceae.
AUGGCCCCCCAGCUCACCUCCACAGCGUCGGCAGGCCUCCCCGCAGGGUUGAGCCUGCCGGCCCUCACCCCGCUCAAUGUCGUUGGCCUGCUCUUCCUCGGCCUCUUCGUCCACCUCGCCGUCAAGGUCUUCCGCGCCUCACGCUCACCUCUGUACAAUGUUCCCGGCGAGCCAUCGCACAACUGGAUCGUUGGCGACUUUCCCCACAUGCUCUCUGAGCCAACCGGUGUGCUCCAGAAGCGCUACAUCAACAAGCACGGCCACACCAUCCGCACGAGCACUGGCAUGUUUUCACCGCCCGGAAUCAUUACUUCAGACUUGACUGCGCUCGGCUACCUCCAGCGCAACCCGGACCUCUUUAUCAAGCCGCCCAAGCAGUCUCGCGCGCUCCGCGCCCUUGCAGGAGACGGCGUGCUCAUGGCCGAGUUCCACUCGCACAGACGCCAGCGCCGUAUCUUGAACCCCGCCUUCUCCCCCGCAGCAAUCAGGGACAUGACCCCCGUCUUCUACGCAAAGGCAGAGGAGCUCCGCGAGCGGAUCGCAACCGUUAUCGACGACGACCCCAAGCACGACGCGUCGCCGACCCCGCCCAAGCCCGAGGACAUUGUCCCAGGGUCCCGCAAGCUCGACAUGGGCAAGUACCUGACCGAGCUGGCGUUUGAUGUCAUUGGCAUGGCAGGCUUCGACUAUGACUUUAGGUGCCAGCAGACGUCCAACCCCAUCGUCUCGGGCUUCCGUGGGGCCCUUUCGGCUCUGAUGCGCAUCAACGCGCUCGCCGUCGCUCAGCACUUUUGGCCCGCCCUCGAAGUCAUCCCUACCAAGCGUAACCUGGAGGUCGCGGCCAGCCUCAAGAGGACCACCGACGUCGGCAGGGAACUUGUAGCCCAGAAGCGUCGCGAGCUGCUCGCCGCCGAGGGUGGUAUCGAAAAGUCUACCGAGACGGGCAAGGACCUUCUCUCGCUCAUCGUCAAGGCCAACAUGGCCCAGGACCUUCCCGAGAACCAGCGUCUCUCGGACGAGGAGAUUAUUUACCAAGUGUCCACGUUCCUCCUCGCCGGUUCCGAGACGACGUCAAACGGUCUUUCGUGGGUGCUCUGGCGCCUGGCCCAGAACCCGGACCUGCAGCGCCGCCUGCGCGAGGAACUGUCCUCUGUGGGAAACCCCGAGCCGUCGCUUGACGAGCUUAACGAGCUCCACUUGCUCGAAAACGUCGUCCGUGAGACCCUGCGUAUCGACUCGCCCGUCCCCGAGACCAUCCGCGAGGCCACGGCAGACACCAUGCUUCCACUCGCCGAGCCCAUCACCGGCGUCGACGGCACCGUCAUGACCUCUAUCCCCAUCAGGAAGGGCACGUUUAUCGUGGAGCCCUUCCUGGCCGUCCACUCCAACACGAAGAUCUGGGGCGACGACGCCGAGGUGUUCAACCCGGACCGCUUCGACCGCCCCAACUGCCCCGCCAUGAAGGUGCCCGGCAGCUACGGCAACCUCCUCUCUUUCAACGGCGGCGCCCGCAACUGCAUUGGCUACCGUUUCGCCCUGCUGGAGAUGAAGGUUGUGCUCUUCAUUCUCCUGCGCAACUUUACGUUUGACAUCCUGCCCUCCAAGCCCGAGAUCACGCGCAAGAACUUCAUCGUCAUGCUCCCGUGGGUUGUUGGCGAGGAGCACGUCGGCUCGCAGAUGCCCCUCCUUGUGGGCCACGUCCGCGACUAG